Elephantulus edwardii (Cape elephant shrew) is the source of this 1191-nucleotide messenger RNA. RefSeq names its product interleukin 11 receptor, alpha (gene IL11RA). The transcript is spliced from 10 exons. Gene Ontology annotation, molecular function: cytokine receptor activity; protein binding. Gene Ontology annotation, cellular component: external side of plasma membrane; membrane. Gene Ontology annotation, biological process: cytokine-mediated signaling pathway. Bases 1 to 1191 code for a protein of 396 amino acids. The record is from RefSeq and is a predicted model, not a curated record. Lineage: Eukaryota; Metazoa; Chordata; Mammalia; Macroscelidea; Macroscelididae.
AUGAGCAGCAGUUGCUCGGGGCUGAGCAGGGUCCUGGUGGCCGUGGCUACAGCCCUGGUGUCUGUCUCUUCCUCCUGUCCCCAGGCCUGGGGCCCCCCAGGAGUCCAGUAUGGGCAGCUUGGCAGGUCUGUGAUGCUGUGUUGCCCUGGAGUGGCUGCUGGGACCUUGGUAUCUUGGUUUCGGGACGGUGAACCAAGGCUACUCCAAGGACCAGCCUCUGGACAAGGGCACACAUUAGUCUUGGCGCAGGCAGACACCAGUGACGCAGGCACCUACAUCUGCCGGACCCUGGAUGGUGCUGUGAGAGGCACAGUGACCUUGCACCUGGGCUACCCUCCAGCCCGCCCUGUUGUCUCCUGCCAAGCUUCUGACUAUGAGAACUUCUCCUGCACGUGGAGUCCAGGUCAGGUCAACAGUUUACCCACUUGCUACCUCACCUCCUACAGGAAGAAGACAGUGCCAGGAGAUGAUGACCAGAGGAUGAAUUCAUCUGCUGGGCCCUGGCUGUGCCCACAGGACCCCCCAGGCACUGCCCGCUGUGCGGUCCAUGGGGCAGAGUUCUGGAGCCAGUACCGGAUCAAUGUGACGGAGGUGAACCCUCUGGGGGCCAGCACGCGCCUAAUGGAUGUGAGCUUGCAGAGCAUCUUGCGCCCCGACCCACCUCAGGGGUUACAAGUGGAGCCAAUACCCGGUUACCCUCGCCGCCUGCUUGCCAGCUGGAAGUAUCCCACCUCUUGGCCCCACCAGCCCCAUUUUCUGCUCAAGUUCCGGUUGCAGUACCGCCCGGUGCAGCAUCCAGCCUGGUCCACGGUGGAGCCAGUUGGGUUGGAAGAGGUGAUCACAGAUGCUGUGGCUGGGCUGCCCCACAUAGUGCGGGUCAGCGCCCGGGACUUUCUGGACGCUGGUACCUGGAGCGCCUGGAGUCCUGAGGCUUGGGGGACUCCAAGCACUGGGCCCUUACCAGAGGAGAUACUAGCUGGAGGCCAGCAACCAGUGGGGGAUCAGCCACAACUGAAGCCAGAAUCACAGCUGCAGGCAGGCAGCUUCACUCCUCCAAGGCCCUCCCUCCAACCAGCCCCUCAGCCACUUGACCACAGGGUCCCCCUGGAGCAGGUUGCCAUGCUGAUGUCACUAGGAAUCCUCUCUUUCCUGGGCUUGGUGGCUGGGUCCCUGGUCCUGGGGCUCUGGUAA